This is a messenger RNA of Trypanosoma conorhini, 1251 nucleotides long. Its product is annotated as putative fatty acid desaturase. Gene Ontology annotation, molecular function: oxidoreductase activity. Lineage: Eukaryota; Euglenozoa; Kinetoplastea; Trypanosomatida; Trypanosomatidae. The transcript has a single exon. The coding region runs from base 1 to 1251 and encodes 416 amino acids. Gene Ontology annotation, biological process: lipid metabolic process. The record is from RefSeq and is a predicted model, not a curated record.
AUGAAGGCGAUGCCGCAGUUUGAGGGCGCGAACGCCGCGCCAAGUGUGACGAAGGUGCUGCUCAGGUCCGGGCGCAACAAGGAGCACAACGUCAUUGUGCCUCCCGCCACGAAGUCCAUUCGGGAGAUUCAGGAGCAGAUCCCGGCGAGGUUCUUCGAGCGCAAUACCACCCGCAGCCUGCUGUUUCUGCUGCGCGACCUCGCGCAGGUGGCGGUGACGUACGCCGUCAUGUACGCCGUCGCAUUGCCCCUCGCCAACUCGCUUGAGGCCGCGGCUGCCGCGUUUGCCGCCGGCGCCUCGGGCGACGCUGGGGCCGCGCCGUCGAUGGCGGCAAAGGCCCUCGUCAGCGCGGCGUGGCUCUUCAAGGCGCUGCUGUGGAGCGUCUUUUGGUUUGUGCAGGGGCUCAACGGCACCGCCCUCUGGGUCGUCGCCCACGAGUGCGGCCACCAGGCGUUCAGCCCGCUGAGGCGCGUGAACGACGCGGUGGGGAUGCUGCUGCACUCCGCGCUGCUCGUGCCGUACCACAGCUGGCGCCUCACCCACGGCACGCACCACAAGCACACCAACCACCUCACGAAGGACCUCGUGUUUGUGCCGCAGACGCGAGACCGCGUCGUGGAGCUGGUGGAGGAGGCCCCGCUGGUGACGCUGCUUCUGCUGCUCGUCAUGUUCCUCUUCGGCUGGCCGGCGCACCUGCUGGCGAACGCCUCCGGGCAGGACUUUGGCCGGUUCGCGAGCCACUUUGACCCCACCGCCCCCUUCUUCCGCGGCGAGGACUACCACGACGUCGUCGUCUCGGACGUCGGCGUCGUCACGGUGCUGCUGCUGGUGCUCUCCAGCGUCUACCGCUUCGGCCUCGCCAACGUCGUCUGCUGGUACCUGGCGCCGUACCUCUGGGUGAACUUCUGGCUGGUGUUCAUCACCUACCUGCAGCACACCGACGUCCGCAUCCCGCACUACACGCACGAGCACUGGACGUUUGUCCGCGGCGCCGUGGCGGCGGUCGACCGCGACUACGGCGCCCUCCUCAACUCGUGGCUGCACCACAUUAACGACUCCCACGUCGUGCACCACCUCUUCAGCAAGAUGCCGCACUACAACGCGAUUCAGGUGACGCGGCGGCACAUUCGCGGCAUCCUGGGCGACACGUACGUCACCGACGCCCGCCCGCUCUGGCGGGCGCUCUGGAGACCGGCGCGGGAGUGCCGCUACGUCGUCCCCGCCGAAGGCAUCUGCGUAUACUACCAAUGA